AUGGUGAACCUCGGGAUCCCCAAUGAAUACACGUUUUCGCCGUCACUGGCAACGCCACAUUUAACUAUCAAUCACAAUGUUGUGGACGACUUGGACUCCAGCAACGCCUUUGAAGGCCCCGAGAAGCUACUGGAAGUCUGGUUCGCUCCGAGCCCGUCUGCCUUGCCACAUGGCGUGAAGGAAUAUGGGCUCAAGUCUAUAUUGUCCGACAACUGGGUUGGCAUGCUGGACCUGGUGAACUGCAAAAUUUUGUCUGUGAUCCAUUCCGAUACGGUCGAUGCAUAUCUUCUAUCCGAGUCCAGCAUCCGCAAGAACUUCCUGUUUCCCGACAAGCAGCAGGGGCCUCAUCGAAGCUGGAAGCAAGAAGUCAAAUAUCUAGACGACAUGUUCGUGGGUGGCAGUGCCUACAUGGUGGGAAAGAUGAACGGUGACCAUUGGUAUCUUUAUAUCACCUCACCGAAAACGAAUAAGCUUUCGUCCCAGCCACCUGAAGGGGAGAAUAUCGCGAAUGGGUCGAGUCAGUCCAACAAGAUUCCUACCGGCAUCUUCGAAUAUCCUGACGACGGAGACACCGAAGUAGACGACGAAACAUUGGAAAUUUUGAUGACCGAUCUUGACCCGGAAAACGCAAAGCAGUUUUAUCUCUCGCAUGCCGGUGCUGUUGCCCGAGACAGCUUUUCUUUCAAACCCUGUCAAACCCGGUUGUCUUCGGCGGAUGGUGUUCGCAGACUAUCGGACGGGUCUAUCAGUGCAUCUGGAAUGGACGAUAUUUUUGAUGUUGAGGAUCUUCAUGAUACUGGUGGCACGCUCACGCCUACGAGCGAGCAGGAGAAUGUCGAUAUCGAAACUACGGAAGGACAUGCGCUGGGUACUGUGGUAUCCGAUAGCUGUGGUCUGUCUGGUGUCUAUCCUUCGUCUGUCUACCCAGAUGCUCGCAUUGAUGCGUACAUGUUCGCACCCUGCGGCUUUUCCGCGAACGGUGUCAUACCUGCACCAGUGCAAAGCAAGCAGGCGAGCGACAACGGCGGCAAUUCACCGAGCCGGGCAAACCAUUAUUUCACGGUGCAUGUGACGCCGGAGCCCAACUGCUCCUUUGCCUCAUUUGAGACAAAUGUUCCCGGGGGGCAGAACGGAAGGCAGACGGCCGACAUUGUCAAGCACGUCGUUGAUAUUUUCCGUCCGGGCCGGUUCAGUGUCACGCUGUUCGAAGCUAAACACAUAGCCAAAGAUCAGUACUUCCUGGCCGAUGACAGCAGCCGACAGGGUCGCACAACGGUCGGCAAACCUCGCUUGGAGCGCAUCCCGGGCUACCGCCGUAUUGACCGUAUCGUGCACGACUUUGAAGACUAUGAUCUGAUUUUCCGGUUCUAUGAGCGAGAAGAUUGGGUUGGCGAUGGUGAGGCGAGAGUUGGCGAAAACUAA
Messenger RNA from Grosmannia clavigera kw1407, 1422 nucleotides. Its product is annotated as s-adenosylmethionine decarboxylase proenzyme. Gene Ontology annotation, molecular function: adenosylmethionine decarboxylase activity. The transcript is spliced from 3 exons. Lineage: Eukaryota; Fungi; Ascomycota; Sordariomycetes; Ophiostomatales; Ophiostomataceae. The record is from RefSeq and is a predicted model, not a curated record. Gene Ontology annotation, cellular component: cytosol. Gene Ontology annotation, biological process: spermidine biosynthetic process; spermine biosynthetic process. Bases 1 to 1422 code for a protein of 473 amino acids.